Messenger RNA from Onychostoma macrolepis, 4800 nucleotides. RefSeq names its product recombination activating 1 (gene rag1). Gene Ontology annotation, molecular function: metal ion binding; double-stranded DNA endonuclease activity; sequence-specific DNA binding. The transcript is spliced from 4 exons. The coding region runs from base 286 to 3477 and encodes 1063 amino acids. Gene Ontology annotation, biological process: adaptive immune response; pre-B cell allelic exclusion; V(D)J recombination. NCBI's taxonomy places the organism in Eukaryota, Metazoa, Chordata, Actinopteri, Cypriniformes, Cyprinidae. Gene Ontology annotation, cellular component: DNA recombinase complex; endodeoxyribonuclease complex; nucleus. The record is from RefSeq and is a predicted model, not a curated record.
CCCCCACCCUACCCCCUUCCCGAGACCUCCCAUCUCAGGUGCUAAAAUGUGGCAGUUAAGGACCCCACAGAGAGGUAUAAAUAGGACUCUCUUCCUAUGGAGAGACACAGUGUUUUAUAGGAGCACCAAGUGACUGAGAUCCAGCCAGGCAGUCUUAGAUAGAGAGCCUGGAAGACAUCCGCACUCAAAAACGCACUAGGCCUCCCCUGUGCCCCCAUGCGGAAAGGCCCCAAGGGAGAAUUCGCCAGCUGAGCCUCAAAAACAAGCUGAGACUAAGCUGACGCCAUGGAGAAAGGGAGGUGGAGUUCUGAAGAUGCUCCCAGAGCCUCCAUGCCUGAUGAACUGUCACAUCCUAAGUUUUCGGAAUGGAAGUUUAAGCUCUUUCGGGUCAGGUCCAUGGAGAAGGCCCCUCUGCCUAAUGAAACACCGGUGGAGAAGGAAAACCAGCCUGAGGUAGCAAUAGAGGUGGCAGGCUCUCCAGGCAGUGUUAUGAAGCUCUGUUUUGGAGGGAAGAGUAAGGAAAACAUGGAGAGUGCUCGAGGGAGAGUGGACCUUAAGCUGCAGGAAAUUGAUACACACAUGAAUCUUCUCAAAUGCCUGUGUCGCCUUUGUGGCCUUUCAAUACGGAAGGCUAAAGGUCCAUCGCAUGAAGUCCAAGGAGACUUGGAAGAGUCCAGCCGGUGUGCCUUGCGUAGGAUGGGCUGCAAGUUUCUGACCUGGCCGGAAGUGAUCUUGAAGGUCUUCAAGGUGGAUGUAACAACCGAUAUGGAGACGGUGCAUCCAUCUUUUUUUUGUCACAGAUGCUGGACUGCUGCCAUGAGGGGAGGAGGUUUCUGUUCUUUCACUAGGACCCAAAUCCCAGACUGGAAGCCCCACACCUCCAACUGUGACCUCUGCUUCCCUAAGAAGAGCUCUUUUCAGCGAAUAGGAAGGAAGCGGGCUAAACCACUUAAAAGUGCACACAGCCUUCCAAAGAGAAUCAAAAGGGACUCCUCGGAAUUCUCAGGGGCCAAUAGAGUGUGGAGACAGACCACAGAGAAUACUGUGGGAUCAGGUGGGAAAGAAUGGUUAAAACUAUCAGUUCAGAGAGGACAGUGGGUAAAGAAUAUCACACAAUGCCAGAGGGACCAUCUGAGCACUAAGCUCAUCCCCACCGAAGUCCCAGCGGACUUCAUACAUGCUGUUACUUGCCAAGUAUGUGAUCAUCUGCUUUCUGACCCUGUCCAGUCACCGUGUAGACACCUGUUCUGUCGGGUCUGCAUCCUAAGAUACAGUCGUGCUUUGGGCCCAAACUGUCCCACCUGUAACCAACAUCUAAAUCCAUCCCACCUGACCAGGCCAGCCAAAUUUUUCCUUGCCACCCUCAACUCUCUCCCUCUGCUGUGCCCCAGAGAAGGAUGCAGCGACUGGGUCCGAUUGGACUCCUUUAGGGAACAUUGCCUCAGCCACUACCAUGAAAAAGAGUCUCAAGAAGAACAAACACCUUCAGACCAGAAUAUUGAUGGUUACUUGCCGGUCAACAAAGGUGGGCGUCCUCGACAGCACCUUUUGUCGCUGACCCGUCGGGCUCAAAAGCACAGGCUGAGAGACUUGAAGAACCAGGUGAAGGUUUUUGCUGAAAAGGAGGAAGGAGGGGAUGUGAAGUCAGUCUGUUUGACGCUCUUCCUUCUGGCGUUGAGAGCUGGGAAUGAACACAAACAAGCAGAUGAACUGGAAGCUAUGAUGCAAGGCAGGGGAUUUGGGCUGCAUCCUGCAGUGUGUUUGGCUAUAAGGGUAAACACCUUCCUCAGCUGCAGUCAGUACCACAAGAUGUACCGCACUGUAAAGGCCACUAGUGGUCGCCAGAUAUUCCAGCCCCUGCACACCCUACGUAAUGCUGAGAAAGAGCUUCUUCCUGGGUUCCACCAGUUUGAGUGGCAGCCAGCUUUAAAAAACGUUUCCAGCUCCUGGAAUGUGGGCAUCAUUGAUGGCCUCUCUGGUUGGACAACCUUUGUUGACGAUGUCCCUGCGGACACCAUCUCCAGAAGAUUCCGUUACGACGUGGCACUGGUUUCUGCAUUAAAAGAUUUGGAGGAGGACAUAAUGGAAGGACUGAGAGAGAGGGAGCUGGAUGACAGCCUAUGCACAUCCGGUUUUACCGUUGUGGUGAAAGAAUCAUGUGAUGGUAUGGGAGAUGUCAGUGAGAAGCAUGGAUCUGGCCCAGCGGUUCCUGAGAAGGCAGUGAGGUUUUCCUUCACAAUCAUGUCCAUCUCCAUCCGAGUUGAGGGUGAAGAUGAUGGUAUCACCAUCUUUCAGGAACAAAAGCCAAACUCUGAGCUCUCCUGCAGACCUUUGUGCCUCAUGUUUGUGGACGAGUCCGACCACGAGACCCUGACGGCCAUCUUGGGACCUGUGGUAGCAGAGCGGAAAGCCAUGACGGAAAGUCGGCUUAUUUUAUCGGUUGGUGGUCUGCUACGAUCCUUUAGGUUCUUCUUCCGGGGCACAGGCUACGAUGAGAAGAUGGUUCGCGAAAUGGAAGGCCUAGAAGCAUCAGGCUCCACUUAUGUAUGCACACUCUGCGACUCAACCCGAGCUGAAGCAUCUCAAAACAUGGUGCUACAUUCCAUCACACGUAGCCACGACGAAAAUCUUGAGCGCUAUGAGAUCUGGAGGACAAAUCCUUUCUCAGAGUCUGCUGAUGAGCUCCGUGACCGGGUCAAAGGUGUUUCCGCCAAGCCUUUCAUGGAGACCCAGCCUACUUUAGAUGCCCUGCACUGCGACAUUGGCAAUGCUACUGAAUUCUACAAGAUCUUUCAGGAUGAGAUUGGCGAAGUCUACCAGAAGAGCAAUCCGAGUCGAGAGGAACGCCGUCGUUGGCGGUCAACCCUGGACAAACAGCUAAGAAAGAAGCUGAAAUUCAAGCCUGUGAUGAGGAUGAAUGGAAACUAUGCUCGUCGGCUAAUGACACGUGAAGCUGUGGAUGUGGUCUGCGAGCUGGUUCCUUCUGAGGAACGGCGUGAGGCACUACGAAAACUGAUGGACCUCUACCUCCAGAUGAAGCCUGUGUGGCGUUCCACCUGUCCCUCCCGAGACUGCCCUGACCAACUCUGUCAAUACAGCUACAAUUCUCAGCAAUUUGCUGAUCUGCUUUCCACCACAUUUAAGUACCGCUAUGAUGGAAAAAUCACUAACUACCUCCACAAAACUCUGGCCCAUGUUCCUGAGAUUGUUGAGAGAGACGGGUCUAUUGGAGCAUGGGCCAGUGAAGGCAAUGAGUCUGGGAACAAGCUGUUCAGACGUUUUCGAAAGAUGAAUGCAAGGCAGUCUAAAAUGUUUGAACUUGAAGAUAUACUUAAACACCACUGGCUGUACACCUCCAAGUAUCUUCAGAAGUUUAUGGAGGCUCACAAGAAUUCAGCAAAAGCAAUGCAGGCCACUUUCAACCCAGAAGAGACCCCAGAUGAAGUUGAUAUGGCUCUUGAAGUCCCAGAUUUUUGAGCUUUUCUCUGAUUGACUUUCUUUAAUGGACCCUUUUUCUUGCUAAUGAAAAUAUUGUUAAGUAAUUGAUUUUAUUUCUUGAGAUGAGAUGUAAUAUCAUGUGUAAUGGCUUUAUUAUUCACUUCAUUAUUUUUUUGAAGCCAGUGCAUAAACGUGAGCUAAAUUGUUUUAUGGUAGAGAUAAAAUUGUAUGGGCAGUCUUUUUUCCUCCACAGCUUAUACAGGCAAAUUGUCUGUGUUUUAUCUCUUGCUGCUUGUGAAAUAUGAGGGAUUUUAUUGUAUUGCCAGGUUGUGACACCUUCACGAAUUCAUACAGAAGGGUUAUUUAUGAAAACGUAUGAGGGAGUUUUAAGUCACUGAAAUUGUGUUAAAAGAGCCCCACAUUUACGAUGGCUAUAUUAAUAUAUCACACAGGACAAAGACAAAAUGAAAUUAGGUAACACAAAUUGUCUCCUUUGCAGAAGGUCUAAAGAAAAAGGGGUUAUUUUAGCAGUGCAGUAUUUUGAUGGUUUUCAACUGGUCCACAAAUGACUAUGAACACCCAUAGACACUAUGCUACAGCAUUUGCACAUUUACAUACAUUUACCCUAUAAUCUACCUCGGUCUUCAAUCUUACAGGUCCAACAGGACAUUUGCACCAUGACACUCACACAAACACAUUUUCAAAUAUUCAGGAAGAAAUUAGCAUGUGUUUUACACCAUAGCAUCUAUUGACUAUUGUUAAAAUUUCUUUAUUGCUACUGUAUGUGUUACAGUUUAGAAAUGUGUGGGCUAUUCACUUAAACUUGUACCUCAAUUUAUUAAUCAUGUUUCUCUUAUUUUGUUUAAUACUACUAGAUUUAAAUCAUUGUGUUUACUGUGCUCUCUUAAACUGAGAGGAUUUUGUUGAUUCACUUUACAAAUGCAUUUUAUUUUAUUUUUCAGUUGAUUGAUUUCUUUGUGAAUUGAUUUUACUGGUUUCUUUGUGUAUUGAUGUGUUUGAUUUUUUACUUACUUUGAUACAUUAUCCAACAAUUUAAAAUGCUAAUUUGUCAUAUAACCACAAGUGACAAUUUAAAGUGUUUAAAUUGCUUUGUUAUUUUAUAUUUGAAAUAAAACACUGCAUUGCACAGUUUAUAAUUGGGAUAAAAAGUUCUGUAGACUUGCACAAAGGCACUGGUAAUGUUCUUGCCCAUCAUUAUUUUUUUCUUUCAUUUUGCAAGAGCAUUACAGUGAGUGUUGCAAUUCAUGAAUUCACACUUUGUCUUUUUUUUUUAACAGAUUGAGUAUAAAUGUUUUGUAAUAAAUUACAUUUGACUUCCUUUCCUUUUGGGAAAUAAUAAAA